This is a messenger RNA of Coregonus sp. 'balchen', 1967 nucleotides long. NCBI's taxonomy places the organism in Eukaryota, Metazoa, Chordata, Actinopteri, Salmoniformes, Salmonidae. The record is from the annotation of a GenBank genome assembly.
AUGCAGCCAGUGGCCCUGGUCUAUGCAGCUCUGAUGGUGGUCUCCAGUCUGUGCUGUGUGUGUGGUAAUGUGGUUCUACUACUGGUGGUUCUUCUCAACAAGGAGCUCCACACUGAAACCUGGGCCCUGACCCUGAGCUUCUGCCUGAGUGACCUGGCCCUGGGUCUCUCCAUCAUCCCCUUCGGAGCUUACAACAGCCUGCUCAGGCCGCAGGGCUACCCCAGCGACGGGCACCUCUGCCAGGGCAGCGCCUUCCUCUACCUGCUUCUUCAGCUGGCCUCCAUCCACUCCCUGACCUGGGCCACCAUUGACAAGUUCACAGAGAUCUGCUUCGCCCUGAGCUACACCACCAUCUGCACGGCCAAGAGGACCAGGGUGGUACUGGUCCUGGUGUGGCUCUAUGGCCUGAUCAACGCAGCCUUGCCACUGCUGGGCUUCGGCAGCUACACCUACAGCAGCACCAGGUUCCUGUGUGGCCCCAGCUUCCAGCCAGACUACAGGGGCUUCAGUAUGCUCUUCAUCGUGGUUGGGAUCAUAGCACCGAUACUCAUCAUGUGCUCCAUGUAUGCAUACAUUGUGUAUAUUGCGAGGAAGCAGGUGCAGCGAGGGACGUUUGUUUGCAACGACCAGCACUGUUUUUAUGUUCCUGCUAAUAACUACUUCAGGAGCUCCAUAGUGAUGGUGGCAACUGUGGGUGAGUCUCAUUGGUGGUUACAUACCAGUUCUAACCUUGUGAAUAGUACAUUGAAGCUCUCGAUUUGUUGCUGUAUCCAGACAGAGCAAGGCAUUUGAGAUAUAUGGUCAUUCUGAGCACUGAGCAGAUACACAGAUUAAAAGCCUUUUAUGUAAGGAACAAAAGCAAAUAACAUUCAAGGUCCAUCAGUGGCUGUUAUUAUUGACAUCUUUCUGUAGGCUACAUUUGUAACGGGUCAAAUUCAGUUUUUUUGAAAUGGUCAAUGUGCUAUAACAACAUGACACACUACAAUAAGGUUAGUGAUUUAGGAAUCUCGCGAAUAUAUAAAUAUACUAAAUAGACUUCUUCAUAUCAACAUGUAAUGUUACCGUAAUGAAUCGAAUAACCUCCUGUUAAAUAUAUCGCAUUUCAAUAAGAUUACCCUUGACUCGCUCUUAUAAUAUAUACGUAAUUACUCUAAUAAUCUCCCAUCUUAAUUCUCUCCAUUGUCAGUGUGCCUGCUGGUGUGCUGGCUGCCUUACAUCACCACCUGUUUCUAUGAGACGCUCAGUGGCCAUGACCCGCCAGCAGCAGCCUCAGCCAUAGCCACCUGGCUCGUCCUCUUCACCUCCACACUCAACCCAUGGAUCAACUCCAUGACGCAGACGUAAGUAAUAGAGCAAUAGCCCCAAACAAAGUCAAAUAGAAAUAUAAAGAGUCAUUUCAAUGCCAAUUAGAAUAAGGCUCAGUCUUGUGCAGAUGAUAUAACGUAAUAAUAUGAAGGCCCCUCAAUAGCCACUUGAAACCAAAGUCAGAGGGAAUUGAGAAGCUAGCUCCAGUACAUUUCUAAAUGAGGGCUGUUGAGAGGGGAAAUAGCUGAGAGCUUGAGAUGAUUAAAAUGAGCUUCUCAGUGUGGGAGCAGAGCUGUGGCUAGCUGCACUGCAUCAGUGGUUAUAUGGUUAAUGGUGGCUUACUUUCUCUCUCCAUCUGUCACUCUCUCGGAUUCAAUCUCUCUCUCCCUCUAUUUAUUUCUCUCUCCCUCUCUACAUCUUGCUCUCUCCAUUUCUCUUCCUUCCUCUCUAUCCCUCUCAGGCGGUACAGAGCGGCUCUGCGGAAAAGCCUGAAUAAAAUACGACAGCUGCUUCAGCGCCCUCUGAAGAACUCCCACCCACAGAGCACCGCCAUCCAACUGGAGAUAGUGAGCCACCACCACAUCACCAAGCCAUCACUCUGGUCAGAUAACUCCAAGCCAGGGUCACCAGAGACUAGAUCCAUGUCAGAGGUGACAAUGUAG